Messenger RNA from Glarea lozoyensis ATCC 20868, 840 nucleotides. RefSeq names its product S-adenosyl-L-methionine-dependent methyltransferase. The transcript is spliced from 6 exons. NCBI's taxonomy places the organism in Eukaryota, Fungi, Ascomycota, Leotiomycetes, Helotiales, Helotiaceae. The coding region runs from base 1 to 840 and encodes 279 amino acids. The record is from RefSeq and is a predicted model, not a curated record.
AUGGCAGACAAAUCCGGGAAUACAGAGGAGGAUCAUUGGGACUCGAAUAUAUAUCAAAGUGCCGCUUCUUUCGUGCCGAAAUUGGCUACCAAAGUCCUUGGGUGGUUAGAUGUCAAACCUGAUGAUGUUAUUCUCGAUGUUGGGUGUGGCGAUGGGGUUCUGAAUCUCCAGAUAGCAGAAACACUUUCGAAGGGCAAUGGAAGAAUCCAUGGCAUUGACGCCUCACCUGCCAUGAUCAAGACGUCUCAAGGUGAUGCUGAGAAAGCUGGUGUUGAGAAGAUAUGCACGUUCGAACUACUCGAUGCUACGAAGAUCGGUACGAAGAGUGAACUCGCAAAUGGCACGUAUGACAAGGUCUUUUCAAAUGCAGCUAUGCAUUGGAUUCUGAGACCUGUUGAGACCAGAGACGAGUUCUUCACCGGCAUCAACUCAGCACUCAAACCCGGCGGAAUAUUCUGUUUCGAAAUGGGUGGUCAAGGAAACGUAGCCGAAAUGCGCUCCACAUUCCUCGCUGUGAUAUCCUCACGCAUCGGCAUCGAAGCCGCUCGCGCAGCAGACCCCUGGUUCUUCCCCGAUGAAAUCUGGAUGACAAAAGCGCUCGAAGCAGCAUCUUUUGAAGUGGUGAAGAUGGAAAAGGAAUAUAGACCUACGAAAGCCGAUGCCUCGGGGAUUGAAGGCUGGGUGAAGUUGAUGGGGAAACAGUUUUUUGAUGCUGUGGAGGAGAAGAAGGGGAAGGGGGAGAGAGAAGCGUGUGAGAAGGAGGCGGUGGGGAUUUUGAAGACGGUUUGUGAGAGUCAGGUUGAGGGUGGUGGGGAUUGGAUUGGUGCGUUGCAAGACUGA